AUGGCUACUAACCAAAAUGCAGCGAUGUUUAGCAGCGAUCUGCAAACAUUUAUCGUUACGAAAUAUGACCCCUUAUUAACAAUUGUAAAAGAAUUAAAUGAUAAAUUACAAAAUUCGGAAAAAGAUAAAUACAGACUAGAGAAAAGAAUAAUAAAAUUAGAAAAACAAAUGGUAAUUUUACUUGACAAAUUAGAAGUGACUGAUAUCGUACUUGAUAAUAAUGAUAUGCCAGAAAAAAAAACACAAAAAAUAAAUUAUCAAAUUGAAAAUGACGAAAAUUUGUUAGCUCCAUGGCUUUUUUCCUGUCAAUUAGGAACACCUUUAUCAUCUCUACAAGUACUUCUUGAAUUUUCUGUACAAACUACAAUCGAAUUAAAUGUAAAAUUAUGGAAAAGAGAAGAAGAUAUGUGGGUUAAUUUUUUAGAAGCUAUAUCAAACAAAUCGAAAAAUUAUUUACCAGAAACGUUAGAUUUAUUAGAUUUACGAAAAUCAACAAGAAAAUGUUUAUUAAAUUUAUGUACAAAUGAAAAUCUAAUUGUAUUAAGAAAUGUUCCAGGAAAAGCUCAAGCUGUAUAUAAUACAACAACAAUGACACUAGUAGCAAUUCUAGCUUCAGCUAUAUAUGAAGCAUGGAAACGAAUUGAAUUAACAGAUCCGGUUUCUCUAGGGAGGAUAGUACUUGUAUUAGAUGGGGAAGACGUUGGGUCUCGAUUAAGAGCAGGAAAUAAAAAAUUAAAAAUCGAACCCUUAAAUUAA
Molecule: messenger RNA, 756 nt
Organism: Plasmodium yoelii
Lineage: Eukaryota; Apicomplexa; Aconoidasida; Haemosporida; Plasmodiidae
Product: conserved protein, unknown function
Exons: 3
Coding region: 1-756 (251 amino acids)
Source: RefSeq, a predicted model, not a curated record